AUGAAAAUCAAAACAAUAAGUCGAUCAUCAGAUAAUUAUGUUCCUGUGCGUAAUACUCAAGAAUCGAAUUUACCAAGAAACUUAAAUCCAGAACUUCAUCCAUUUGAAAGGGCAAGAGAAUAUACUAAGGCAUUAACUGCUACAAAGAUGGAACGUAUGUUUGCGAAGCCUUUUGUUGGACAAUUAGGUAAUGGUCAUAGAGAUGGUAUUUAUACAAUAAGUAAAAAUUUCAAAGCUUUGAAUAAAUUAGCUACAGGUUCUGCAGAUGGUGUUAUCAAAUAUUGGGAUUUAAGUACAUCAACUGAAUUAGCAAGUUUCAAGGCGCAUUAUGGACAAGUUACAGGGACCGCAGUGACACCAAAUGGGUUAUUAUUAUCAAGUGGUGACGAUAAAACAGUCAAGUUAUGGUCAGUUAAUACUGAUGAGUUUACAGAUGAUGAUGAAAACCAUGUCACUAAGAAAGGUUUAUUGAAGACAUAUUUAGGAGAACAUUCAUUUCAAAGUUUGGAUCAUCAUAGAGAUGAUGCAAUUUUCGUUACAGGUGGUGCGGAAAUUCAAUUAUGGGAUGAAUUAAGAUCAAGACCAAUUUCAAAUUUAUCAUGGGGUGCAGAUAAUAUAACAAAAGUUCGUUUUAACAAGACCGAGACUUCCAUAUUGGCAAGUGCUGGAUCUGAUAACUCUGUGGUUUUAUAUGAUGUUAGAACAAAUACACCAACACAAAAAUUAGUACAGACAAUGAGAACUAAUGCUAUUGAAUGGAAUCCAAUGGAGGCUUUCAAUUUUGUUACAGCUAAUGAAGAUCAUAAUCUAUAUUAUUACGAUAUGAGAUAUAUGAAGAAGGCAUUAAACGUUUUCAAAGAUCAUGUUGCUGCAGUUUUAGAUGUUGAUUUUUCACCAACUGGUCAAGAAAUUGUUAGUGGAUCUUAUGAUAAAACUAUUAGAAUUUUCAAGACAAAAGAGGGUCAUUCAAGAGAUAUUUAUCAUACAAAGAGAAUGCAACAUGUUUUCCAAGUUAAAUAUUCAAUGGAUUCCAAAUAUAUUUUAAGUGGUUCGGAUGAUGGUAAUGUUCGUCUUUGGAGAUCAAAGGCAUCAGAACGUGCUACUGUUAAAUCUUCGAAAGAAAGAUCUAAAUUAGAAUAUGAUGAAGCAUUGAAAGAAAGAUUCAAACAUAUGCCAGAGAUUAGAAGAAUUUCUAAACAUAGACAUGUGCCAAUUGUUGUUAAAAAGGCUAAAGAAAUUAAAGAUGUUGAAAUCCAAUCAUUGAAGAGAAGAGAGGAAAAUGAAAGAAGACAUAGUAAACCAGGUUCAAAACCUUAUGUUAGCGAAAGAUCUAAACAAAUUCUUAAUACUGCUUUCAAAGAAGAUGAAGGUGAUAAAUAG
Molecule: messenger RNA, 1380 nt
Organism: Hansenula anomala
Lineage: Eukaryota; Fungi; Ascomycota; Saccharomycetes; Phaffomycetales; Wickerhamomycetaceae
Gene: SOF1
Product: rRNA-processing protein SOF1
Exons: 2
Coding region: 1-1380 (459 amino acids)
Biological process (GO): maturation of SSU-rRNA from tricistronic rRNA transcript (SSU-rRNA, 5.8S rRNA, LSU-rRNA)
Cellular component (GO): small-subunit processome; nucleolus
Molecular function (GO): protein binding
Source: RefSeq, a predicted model, not a curated record